Synchytrium microbalum is the source of this 3954-nucleotide messenger RNA. RefSeq lists its product as uncharacterized. Lineage: Eukaryota; Fungi; Chytridiomycota; Chytridiomycetes; Synchytriales; Synchytriaceae. The transcript is spliced from 16 exons. Gene Ontology annotation, molecular function: ATP hydrolysis activity; ABC-type transporter activity; ATP binding. The coding region runs from base 1 to 3954 and encodes 1317 amino acids. The record is from RefSeq and is a predicted model, not a curated record. Gene Ontology annotation, cellular component: membrane.
AUGGCAGAUUCGAUAUGUCGUGCUCAAUCUCAUCGAAGCUCAGCUGCCACAAUCGCUCGACCACUUGGAUCAGCCCUUGAGUUUCGUGAUAUUAAAUAUCGAAUUACCUCAAAUGGCAAGACUAGGCGAAUCCUAAAUGCAAGUGCUUUUGGAAUCAAUUCAAGUGGGUUUGUCUGCCUUCUGGGAGGCUCGGGAAGUGGCAAGACAACGCUUCUCAAUAUUCUGGCCAAUCGCAUCUAUACGGGACGCAUUACUGGUGAAAUUCGCGUAGAUGGGAAGGAGCGAUCAGCACUUUUUUAUUCUGAAAUCGGAUUCGUCGAGUCUGAUGACUUGAUGUAUGAACAAUUGACUGUUAGGGAAACAUUGAUGUACGCUGCAAAGCUCAAAUUGCCACAGACAAUGACAUACAACGAGAAGCGUUCCCGAGUAGACUCUGUCAUUAGUCGACUUGGUCUGCUUGAAUGUGCUGAUUCAAUUAUCGGUGGGAACCUCUUCCGUUCCAUUUCCACUGGAGAAAGGCGAAGGGUCGCUAUCGGGGUAGAACUUCUCAGUCAUCCCAAACUUCUCUUUCUUGAUGAGCCUACAAGUGGGCUCGAUGCAUUCUGGGCGCAAGAAGUUGUGGGAAUCGUCAAGAGAGACUCUUUGAGAACGAAUACCACAACCAUUAUGUGCCUACACCAACCACGCAAAGAAAUUCUUGAAAUGUUUAAUCUGAUUUAUAUCAUGUCGAACUCUGGCUCUUUGACAUUCUGCGGCUCGUUGUCUGAAGCUUAUACCUAUUUUGCAUCUAUUGGCCAUCCGAUCCCUGCAACCCGAAAUCCAGCGGAUUACCUGGUCGAGCUUUCGUCAAUUCGGCCAGAGUCAAUCGAAGAAUCUGGAACAAGUGCACGCCGAGUCAAACUGCUGAUCGAAUCCUGGAAAGUACAAGAACCAUCUCUGUUUCCACCCUUCCAUUCUCGAACCUUGAAACUCGAGACUCACAACAAACCAAUAUAUACAAUCCAAACAUUCCUCAAACGAGUCACGACCCUCCUUCAUCGAGAAUUGGUCAUGUUUGGUCGAGAUCGCCGUGCCACCUUCAUGACUUUGUUCAUCACACUGGUGUCUAGCAUUUUACUCGGCCUUGUUUAUAUAAAGCUGUUACUCGAUCAGAACAGCUUGAACUCGAGACUUGGUUUGCUUUUCGGUAUUUCUGGAUCACGAUUCUUGAUGCCAGCCUUUUACAUUGCUCAAAUCCUUCCCGACCUAAAGCCCUUGAUUGCUCGAGAACGUGUCAAGAAUUUCUUCAAUAUUUAUGAAUACUAUGUGGCCAAAUUUCUUGUCAGCGCCAUAAUCCCUAUGUCACAAUGCCUUAUGAUGACAUUUACGAUAUACUAUAUGGUCGGCCUACAACCUGAUAGGUUUAUUGGUUUCUUGAUUAUGAACAUCCUCGCUUCUCUUUCCGGAUGUGCAUUUGGAUUCUUUGUCAGUGUGCUUGCUACUGACAGCACUCAAGCACAAUUCAUUACGGCGUUCAUUGCCGCAUUUUCAAAUCAAUUUACGGGAUUCUUGAUUUUGGUCAGUGAAAUGCCUCGGGCACUUUUUUGGUUACAUUACAUUACUCCAAGUGCUUAUAUCAUGUCAGCCUUAUCCACGAACGAAUUAAAUGGACUAAACUUCAGUUGCAACGCUGACGCCACAAAUUGCUUCCAAACUGGAGAACAAGUCGUCAGUUCCUACGGUUUUGGAGAAAUCGACUUUUGGGCAAAUGCAGCCAUAGUCGCAGGAAUCUUUGGUACAGCCUUUUUCGAAAUGGCUGCUUUGAUGUUGGCAUUGAAGACAAGCACCAAAGCGCGACCAGUGAUUACAAAUAGAAAGCCUGCAACUCAAACCGACACAACCACGUUUAUACCAUUGAUGCAAAUGAACAAAGGCAUUGACACUUAUAGACACAGUACCGUGUCGACCCUUUUCUCAAUGGUAUCUCCCAUAUCACCUAUAUUAACCCUCGUAUCGCCAUUGGUAUCUCCGUAUAGUCCAUACAAAAAGGACGAUGACUUGACGUAUGAGGAAGUCUUUUAUAAUUCUGCUUACGACGAAGGACCAUCAUGCUUCAGGAUUUCAUCUAGAUCGUCAGAAUUUGUCCCGCAGCGUAGUCUCCGCCUGGAAUGGAGAGAUGUUAAAUAUAAAGUGUCGGCUGGUACCACUCGUCAAAUUCUUCGUGGAGUUUCUGGUGAAAUCAAGCCUGGCGAAUUCGUGGCAAUCAUUGGAGGAUCAGGAGCAGGAAAGACAACACUCUUGAACGUAUUGGCGUCUAGGAUUACGGCUGGUGUCACCACUGGAGAUAUUCGAAUCAAUGGAAGAGCUCGCAAUCCGCGCACAUGGUCUAGUCAGAUUGGCUUUGUGCAGGCUGAAGACUGUGUAUUUGAGUCCCUAACCGUUCGACAAACACUCACUUAUACAGCACUCCUCAAGCUGUCAGACAGUAUGACCUACAAGGAAAAACUGGAACGUGUUGAAUCCGUCAUCAAGCGUCUUGGUCUCAGUUUAUGCGCAAAUCAACGCCUCGGUGGUCUUAAUAGUCGUGGUGUCUCCAAUGGAGAAAAGAAACGAUGCGCCAUUGGUCAGGAACUACUCUCCCAUCCCUCUAUUUUGUUUUUGGACGAGCCUACCUCGAAACUGGAUGCUUCACAUGCUUUCCAAGUGGUUGAGAUCAUGGCGAAAGAUUGUAAAAAGACUCGUUCGAGUGUUGUCAUGACGAUUCAUCAGCCGAGACAAGAGAUUCUCAACAUGUUUGAUCGCAUUAUAUUCAUGUCGAAUGGCAUGACGACAUUUUCAGGAACGUUAGAGGAAGCGUAUAUGCAUUUCCUUAGUAUUGGAUACCCACUCCCAAUCAACGAAAAUCCAGCCGAUUAUAUUGUUGACAUGUCGACGUUACAUAUGGCCAAUGCUGAGCUACAUGCAGACUCCAUGAAACACAUUGCCGCAUUGACGGAGGGAUGGAGGAAACAGGAAGCAUUUAUCUAUCCUCCCUUCCGAUACAAAGUUCUACCUCCUGAAAACGAUUCUGCUUCGAUGAUUCAACCGUUUGCAUGGAAGAAUUAUCUCAAAAGAGCUGGCAUUCUUCUGCACCGGGAAUUGAGGCUGUUCUUCAUAGACACCCCCUAUUUGAUUACGAUUGUUGCACAUGUGGCAUUACUCUGCUUUUUGUAUGGUUGGCUUUUGUUCAAGAUGCCAUUGACUCAAGCUGGUAUUCGAUCUCGUAUUGGGUUGCUCUACAAUAUUGCACUGGAACGAUUUGCUGCUGGAACUGUUAAUGUUGUUAGAACAACCAUUGAAACAAGGCCCGUCAUCUUGCGAGAAAGGCUCAACAAUGUUUAUACAUUCCAAGAAUUCUAUCCGGCACGUCUCUUUGUCUCAUUAUUGGGUCCAACAUUGCAGGGUGCUGUUCUGUUUGGUAUCAUCUACGUUCUAACGGGUUUGAAUGCUAGCGCCUACAAGAUUGCUAUCUUUUACAUCAUUGGAACAUUGGGAGUCAUCUGUGGUAAUGGCGUCGGCACAAUCGUAGCUGCCUUUGCCGAUCCCAGCGUGGUUGGCACCUUCAUUGCAAUGAUCAGCUUUGUGGCCUCUCUCUUUUCUGGAGUGCUCAUUACCCAAUCGGCCAUGCCUGGAUUCAUAAGCUGGAUCCCUUUCAUCAACCCAUUGUUCUAUAUCAUCAACACGUGGAGUCAAAACGAAUUUGACGGCAAGUUGAUUAUGGGACUCGAGUUUUCAUGCCCUCCCGUUGGCUCAUGCUUGGCUACAGGACAACAAGUCAUCAAAUUCUACGGAUAUGAUGGCUCGUCUCUGAUCGGUUCUUUAGCUGCUUUGGUCGUAUUUGCUGUCUUCUCGAAUGUUGUUGGAGCAUACCUAUGUGCAAGAGCCACAUCCCUUCGUGUCAAGCUACCUGAACCAGAACAAGAAAAGGAAGAGUGA